Messenger RNA from Tachyglossus aculeatus (Australian echidna), 2395 nucleotides. It is a transcript of the gene PRKRA, whose product is annotated as protein activator of interferon induced protein kinase EIF2AK2. The coding region runs from base 55 to 993 and encodes 312 amino acids. The record is from RefSeq and is a predicted model, not a curated record. NCBI's taxonomy places the organism in Eukaryota, Metazoa, Chordata, Mammalia, Monotremata, Tachyglossidae. The transcript is spliced from 8 exons.
AGGGAAGGCGGAGCUCCGUCCCCGCCAUCCCGCCGGGUCCGGUCCGGUCCGGCCAUGUCCCGGGACGGCCUUCCCGCGGCGGGGCCGCGCGGCGCCAAGAGGGGCGGGACCCUCAGCCUCGUGGAAAUGAUUACAAACAAGCAAGGGAAAACACCAAUUCAGCUGCUACAUGAAUAUGGUGUGAAGACUGGUGUCACUCCAGUUUUUGAAUGUGAAAAAGCCGAGGGACAAAUACACCAGCCAAGUUUCACCUUUAAAGUAACCAUCGGUAAACUAACCUGCACAGGUGAAGGUCCCAAAAAGAAGGUGGCGAAACAUAAAGCUGCAGAAGCUGCCAUAAACCAACUGAAAGCAAAUUCUGGCAUCAGUCUUUCAGUGUCUGGCCCCGUAGUUCCUGAUUCUUGCAAGCAACAACAGAAACCGAAAAGUCCUAUAAAUUCUUUGCAGGAACUGGCAAUGCGGUGUGGCUGGAGUCUUCCUGAAUACACACUUUCCAAAGAGUCAGGGCCUGCUCACAAGAAAGAGUUUAUCAUGAACUGCAAGCUGGAAACCUAUGUAGAAACUGGAACAGGUGCAUCGAAAAAGCAAGCUAAGGAAAGUGCUGCUGAGAAGCUUCUUGCUAAACUGCAUACAGUCACCGCCGGUCAAAAGAAGUCCCUGGUAAAGCCAGUAGGAAAUAACUUAGGCUGCACUUGGGAUGCCAUGAAGAACUCUUCUGGUAAGAAAGUCACCUUACUGAAGAAAAGCCUUCUCAGCCUUCCUAAUACUGAUUACAUCCAGUUGCUUGGUGAAGUUGCAGAGGAGCAAGGUUUUUCUGUAACAUAUUUGGAUAUAGAAGAGCUGAGCAUUAAUGGACAGUACCAGUGCCUUGCUGAACUUUCAACCAGCCCCAUCACAGUCUGCCACGGCACGGGGAUUUCCUGUAGCAACGCUCACACAAAUGCAGCACACAAUGCCCUGCAGUAUCUGAAGAUCAUGGCAGAGACAAAGUGAACUCGGGAAAGUGGCAAAAGUAGCAUCAUCUCUGAGUGUGAAGUAGAGGUAUAUAUGUGUAUAUGUAUAUAGAAAAAAGAGGCUUCAAAACGUUCACUUGCAUAUGUUCGAGCUUUUGUGAUGUUUCUGGUAGUAGAGCAUCAGCAUUUCUAAUUUAAUUAUGGCCCAAGCAUGAUUAUGGCUAUUUAUUAUGGUUAUAAGUAAGCUGUUGGAUGAUGAUGUCUCGAAUUAAUAAACUUUGUCUCAUGAAGUAAAUUGCAGCUAGUAUAUUGCAAUGCAUCCGUUAGGUGCUUAGUGUUUGUUGACUAGUGUAAAUACCCAGACAGAUUAGGUGUGUAUUGUAUUUUUCCUCCUCUCUUCCUAUCCCUUUUUCUUUCCGCUCCUGCUGCAAUUCUUUCUGACCCCCCUCCUCUCCCUGUAGAUUUCUCAAAUUUUGUGGUGGCGUAUUUGUUCCUCUCCCCAUUUUUCCAUCUCUGGGGUUAAAUGUGCCUAAGCUCUAUUGGCUCAUCUCCUCACGUGCCCUUCUCUUUCUCCUCCACCUUCAGUGUUGCGGCAAUGCUUUCUCCCACUUUCUGUCUUCUCCCUUGCAGCCCCUCGCUCUGAUUUUUUCACCUUCUCCCCUGCCACUCUCUGACUGAGGCUCUCUACCGUUCCUCUUCCAUUCCUUUUGCUCUUUUCCCUGUCCUUUCUAUGAAGCACUCCCAUGUGUUGUUCUGCCCCUAGUAGGUAAUCUAUAAAUAAUGUUGAUAAGGUUUGUAAAACGUCUGCUCCCUCCCCCGUUCUUUCUCUUGAUAUUUGUGUCUGUAUUUAAAACUGUCACUCUAUUUCAUCUCUUCCCCCACCCCCUCUCUUUGUUUCUCUCCCAACAUCUCUAUCUCCUUGGCAAUUCCUGCCUUCUUCUUUCUCACUCUCCCUCCUCUCUGACCGCUUUAUGCCCAGAGAUGGGGGGCGAGGGGGGAGUCUGGUGGGUGGAAGGGUUAGGGCAGGAAUCACCCCUGCCCUGGCAUCCAGCUUACCAUCAAACUCCUGGAGAGACAGGGCAGGGGCUGCAGCUGUGCUUGGGACAGAAGGUGGAUGGGCUAAAAGAAGGGGAAAUGCAGACUCCUUUCUCCUCCCCACCCCUCGGGUGUCCGCACGUGGGGAUUUAAACUAUCCACGUGCUUGAGCCCUUCCAGCUAAUUAUACCAGCAGGGAGCCAGCUAGCUGAGAGCACUCUACGACUAUGACCCACAAAAUACCACUGAGGCUUUUUUAAUAAACACUCCGUAUCUUUAAGGUGAUGAUGAUGAUGAAAUAAAACUACUGUGGGGAAGUCCAUCUUUUUUUACUGGUGCUUAAAUUCUUUUUGGCAGAGAGUUGGUAAAUUGUAAAAGGUAAAGAGAAGAGACAUUUUAGUUCCAGU